Molecule: messenger RNA, 2517 nt
Organism: Anolis sagrei ordinatus
Lineage: Eukaryota; Metazoa; Chordata; Lepidosauria; Squamata; Anolidae
Gene: GDAP1
Product: ganglioside induced differentiation associated protein 1
Biological process (GO): mitochondrial fusion; mitochondrial fission
Cellular component (GO): mitochondrial outer membrane
Source: RefSeq, a predicted model, not a curated record
GCAGCAGCUUCAUCUGCCAUCAGUGAGCAUGCUCUCUCCUUGGAGCAGACUCAGUAGCAGCGAGCGAGAAAAAAGGAAAUCACAGGGACAGUUACAGAACAGUGAAUUGAGCAGAAAGAAAAACGGUGAAAUGACAGAAGAAAAGGAGGAGCAAUCCAAGGGCAAAAUGCCUCCAAGCGAGGUAGAUGCCAAGAUAGAUGCUAAACUCAUCCUCUAUCACUGGACACAGUCCUUCAGCUCUCAAAAGGUUCGUUUGGUGAUUGCUGAAAAGGGACUGAAAUGUGAAGAGCAUGAUGUAAGCCUUCCACUGAGUGAGCACAACGAGCCCUGGUUUAUGCGAUUAAAUGCAUCUGGAGAAGUCCCUGUGCUCAUUCACAGAGACAACAUUAUUUGUGAUGCCAACCAGAUUAUUGACUACUUGGAAGAGACAUUUACAGAUGAAAAUACCCCAAGGCUAAUGCCAGAAGAAGGAAGCAUGUACUAUCCAAGGGUUCAGCACUACAGGGAACUCUUGGAUUCUUUGCCCAUGGAUGCCUAUACACACGGCUGCAUUUUGCAUCCUGAAUUAGCAGUGGACUCUUUGAUUCCAGCUUAUGCCACAACUCGUAUUCGGAGCCAAAUAGGUAAUACUGAAUCUGAGCUGAAGAAACUUGCGGAAGAAAACCCUGAUUUGCAAGAUGCAUAUAUUGCAAAACAAAAACGUCUCAAAUCAAAACUGAUGGAUCAUGAUAACAUAAAAUACUUAAAGAAAAUAUUGGAUGAACUGGAAAAAGUUCUGGAUCAAGUUGAGACUGAGUUGCAGAGAAGAAAUGAAGAAACACCAGAAGAUGGACAGCAGCCUUGGCUCUGUGGCCAGUUUUUCAGCUUGGCUGAUGUAUCCCUUGCUGUUACAUUGCAUCGCCUGAAAUUCAUCGGACUGGCAAGGAGAAACUGGGGGAAUGGGAAACGACCUAAUUUGGAAGCCUAUUACGAGCGUGUCUUGAAGAAAAAAACUUUCUACCGGGUUUUAGGACAUGUCAACAACAUAUUAAUCUCGGCAGUUCUUCCAACUGCUUUUCGAGUUGCCAAGAAGAGAGCGCCCAGAGUUUUGGGCACUACGUUUCUAGUUGGCUUACUGGCAGGAAUAGGGUAUUUUGCUUUUGUUACUCUUCGAAAGAGAUUUCCUAACAUGCUGUUCUCAGUUAGGGUGAGGCCAAGCUCUCUGUAGAUGAGCUCACCUUUCCAACAACUCACAACAUCACAAAUAAGUUGAUCUGAGGAACAAGAUACAUUGACAUAUAUUAUUUAUUUUUGCUAAAAUGUGGUUUCAGUGGAGAGAUAAUGAUAGAAGUUAAAUGCUAUAGGAAAAUGAGAUAGUUGCUUAGAUUCUGAAUGCUGGAAACAGAAUGACUCCAUGGAAUAGCACCCUCUGAAGUGAUAUAAAGAAACUGUGUGGAGAGAGACCUGGCCUGAGCAUUGCUCCACUUCUGCAGAAUUCCUUUCAGUUUUGGCUUUUGAUUCCCACAUCCCAGGAACACCCUCCUAUGGAACUCAAUGAGCUUCUUUUUGUUCCCAGUACUGAAGAUCCAAAUCAAAAUAACUUAUUCCCUUUAUAAUUACAUCCAAUAAGAAAAAUAUAUAUGAUAUCUCGCUCUCCCCCCCCUCUUUUUUUUUUACAAAAAGGUAUUCCCUAAAAUUUUAUUAUAUCUGGUCAUUUGACAAUUUCACAUUUUUAAUGUUCAACAGGACCUGUCCUCUUCAAAUAUGCCAUUAGGAAUACACUGUACUGUAUAAUUGUGAUUGCCAUUCAUAUUUGUUUUAUAGAUAUAAGAAUAUAUUCUGUUACAUGAAUGAUUUGUUACACUGUUGUUGGGUUAUGUUCCUAAAACACUAAUUGCUGAAAUUUAACUUGCUAAAGCCACACACAUUUAAAUCACACUAUGAAGCACAUGGAAAGUAUUGGUUGGCAAUUUUCGGGUUUCAAAGGCACAAACAGCCAUUUGGCAAGGCAUGACAUUUCUGCAGAUUAUCUAUGAGGAUUAGAUAGAUUAAAGAAUUUUUGAGUCUUAAUUAAUCCUUGCAUAGAAAUGUUAUGUACCACAAUUUCAUUCAAAAGUACUGUGCAUCACACACUUGAUACUGUGAUAUAAAUAAUCAAUCUUUUAAAUUUACUGCAACCGUAUUUUUGUGCCUGUGUAUGAAUGUAUUCCAUGAUGUGCCUCGGAAAGUAUCCGCAAAUAUAUCUUUAGGAAAAAAUGUAAACAAAAUAGUAUCUGAUGAGCUCUUGUUCUGGUGUUUUUGUAUUGUGGGGUGGUGCAGGCAAUUAAAAUUAGUCUACCAAAUGGAACUGUGGUUGUUGUACAGAGAAGUCAGAAUGGAGCUUCUGCAUUAACUACACCAGCGUGCUUGUUUAGACAGACUAAACAAAAUAUGGGCUUUUGUAACAUGUAUACAAACUGCCAAACCAACUAUCAAUUGAAAAGAUAUGUCUUAAUUAAUUAUAAUUACUUAAUAAAGUUCACUAUGUGAGGUCAACAG